ACGUCGCUUGAGAUAUCACGUUUAUGACAAGUUUAGAACACGAGCAUACGGUCCAUGGUUUCCUUUUAAGUUUUAACAUAUUUUUUGGCGUUUAAAAUCUUAUCUUUAUCAACGUUUGUGCAUCUCACUAAGUGGAAAUAAAACAGUAACGAAGUUUAUGGAUAUACGUUUCUGUUAAUGCAAACUUUACUGGAUUUCGUGUACUGAAAGGAACAAAAUGUUGACUGCUGCGGUGUGUGUCGUCAUGGUCGUCUCCAUGACAUCACCGGUCACGUGGGCAUUUAGCGCGGGGAAUAUUGGAGGAAAGUGCGGAGCGUCUGCCGAUAUGAAACCGAGCCACGGGUAUGAUGAGCAGGCCACACCCUUCACUUAUACGCUUACUGUAGCCGGUGGCGCCACCACAUAUACCCCAGGCAGUCAACUCACAUUGAACCUUGCGGGUGGCUCCUUCAAAGGGUUCCUCGUCCAGGUGGUGGACGCUUCCGGUAACCUUGUUUCCGGUCUGGCACCCACCGACUCGGACGCCCAGGCUCUAACAUGUGUAGGAGCGGGUGUGUCUACUGGGCUUUCUCACACGACCGGAAGUGUGAAGUCCUCCCUCGCCUUUACCUGGACACCACCGGCCGGAACAAACGGCCAGGUCGACUUCCAAGUUACCGUAGUAGAGGAGUAUGUCACAUAUUGGAUUCAACAGACGGCCCUGACACUUACAGAAGGCGGGGCAGUUCCGCCCGUCUCCCUCCCACAAACCUCCACAGCCGUAAGCCCCACUGACAGUCCGUCACUAACAACUACUUCCGUUUCAAUUUCCUCUUCUACUACUACUACUUCUACUACUACCGAAACCCAGCUCGGAGGAAUCCAAGCAGACGCCGCGUGUGGCGUUUCGAAGGGUUGUUUCCAGGACUGCACGGGAGGCUCGUGCCGCUAUUUAGUCACGUGGCAGGACUUCGGACAGAACGUGGCCUUCGAGAUGUACGGAAUGGUGAAAUCCGCGGACUCUUACAUCGCUCUUGGGUUCUCAUCUGAUAGAAAAAUGGGAAGUGACAGUGUGAUCGAAUGUGUAGCGAACAAUGGCGGCGAGGUCCGAGUGUUCAAUUCCUACAACAACGGCUACAGUAACCAGAGGCUCACCCCGAGCGACUACGGUAUUAGCAAUUUCCAGGGAGGAAUCAGCAACGGCGUGCUACGGUGUCGCUUUUUCCGAAUCAAGAGCGCGAAUGGCACGGCCCUCGAAAACACCAUGUAUGACCUGAACCAAGACUGGCAUCUCAUGUUCGCUACGGGCCCAGCCAUGCAAGGAUUUCUGAUGAUGCCUCACUCGACCUCAGACUUACCGCCCGUCUCCAGUUCUCGGGUGGACCUUCAAUCCUCUGCCACGGCGGUCGGCCAGCGGGCGGACACUGACCCACUUGUUAAGGCACAUGGAUGUGUGAUGAUCUUUGCCUGGGUGAUGUUCACUAGUAUAGGAAUUCUCGCCGCUCGCUACUACAAAAGUGCCUGGUCGGACAAAACCUUCUUCGGACUGAAAAUUUGGUUCCAGGUUCACCGGGCGUGUAUGGUGGUAGCGCUCGUGCUCAAUUCUAUAGGAUUUAUACUGAUUUUUGUUGCAAUUAAAGGAUAUAGCACGAUUUUAGGAGAAACAUACUUAAAAUCUCAUCCAGUUUUAGGUAUAAUCGUCACCGGUUUAUGUUUAACAAACCCAAUAAUGGCGUUCUUCCGACCGGGCGGGGACUCCGACAAACGGUGGAUAUUCAAUUGGGCCCACUGGGGUGUCGGCAUGACGGCUUACAUCCUCUCAGCUGUUACGAUAUGUUUUGGAUUUAAACUGCCCAAAGCCCGAACGCCAUCCUACGCCAUUUACAUAAUGAUUGUCUACGUUAUUUACGUCAUCAUUAUUGACGUCAUCUUUGAGUUGAUAGAAUGCAUGAACAAGAAAGAGAAAAGUGCAAAGGUUGAAGGAAUGGAAAUGACGGCAAAGAAUGGUACGGACAAUGGUGCUGUACCCAACGGCAACAUCAACACAAAAGAUAAAAUGCGAAAGGUGGACAAGAUGAAGACGUUUUUCCUUGCCCUCCACAUUGCUUUUACGGGAGCAUUUGCCCUCGUUCUGACGCUAGUGGUGGCCUUGAACUGAUCGGAUUCGACCUUUGCGACUCUAAACGAGUGUUUGACCUUGACCCAGUUCAGCCAUGGCAUUGUUGACCUAUUAUCAACCUUCACAUAGGCUAUGAUCUACAUUCUACGCGAUUUGACAGCCAUUUUCACUUCGAAAUCAUUGUCGCCAUGGAUAUGCUAUAAACUUGAAUCGAUAUCGAUCUUCCACCUGCAUUUUACAUUAUUUUGCAAGUAUCGUUCACUUUAAAACGAUUUGCUAUCUGCCUUAUCAUACUCAUAAGAAAACAAAUUCUAAAAUCUUAUUUCAGUCCAUAGUUGCUUUGAACAAAUAAUUCAUUUGCACUCCACCGUUUUAUGACUGUCUGUCUUCUGCAAAGCUUUUGCUCUGUCUCUGUUAAAUUUUUCCAGUGAUAUGACAUUUAAAUACAAUCGAAUCUCGUUGGGUCGAACUUGCUUGGUUCGAUUUCCUCGUUGUCUCGAGCUGGAUAUAAAGGACCGAUCUUUUGCUUCAGUAUAUAAGCAUUCUUGCUUUCUCGAAUUUCCCUACGCUCGAGGUAUUUUCGCCUGUCCCUUGGGGUUCGAGACAACGGGGUUUCACUUUUACACAACGAACGUAAAACCAGCAUUUUAGACCAGAAAGAAUUUGAAAUAUAAACGUUAUUGCAUUGUCCUUAAACCAUUGAUGAUUUUAGCUUAGAUAUCAUGUGUUUGAAUCACAAUCCAUGGUAUUUGUCAUAUCAGCUUGAAAAUUUGGUAUAAAAUAAAGGAGAACCUAAAGACACACAUUUAGACAUCUCGUAUGAUUUCAUGUUUUCCGUUGUGAUUCGAUCAAGAUUUCCCUUCAACUUAUGUGCAAGAAACAAAACACCAAUAUCAUAUCACUUGACCAUAUCCCUCAUGAUCAUUUAUCAGUUUUUACGUUUUGGCCGCGGGCACCAACGAUUCUAUAUGCAGACAAAUAUAAACAUAUGUAAUGUCAUGUAUAAUUGAUAAAAAGCCAUAAUGCUCAUUUAUCAUUGCGAGGGCAUAGCGCUAGAAGAACGUAUCUCAUGCUGUGUCAAUAUGGAUUUACAACUUUCAUGCGCUUAGCCCUCGAUUUGUAAACAUAACUAAAGCAUAAUCUGCAGUCAUACCAUAGCAUGUGUAUUGAUAAAUAUACUUGUUUAAACAUUAUUUAGAAACACCCAAGCAAGCGUAUACUGUCGAUUCAUUUUUUUUAUUUUCGUAACGUUAAAAACUACAGCAUUUAUAUUAAAUAUUGUAACAUAUGUGACGUCAUCAGCGAAAGCGAGUCCUAUGGAGGACAACAUGACUUUUUCACAUUCGGAACCCCUAGGUCAUUUUCUAUGGAAAACAAUACUCGGAUGUAUUCCGGUACAUCAGUAGAACAAGUGCGUUAAGCUAUUAAUAAUAAUAAUAUUAGUUACUAGUAUAUUAAGUGUAAAUUGUAUAACUAAGUUCAAAUUGAUUCCAUAUUUAGAUUUCUAAAUGGAGAGUCCUUAGGUUAAACUGCUAAAUUUAAAUUACUACGCGAUCUACUUUCAGCGUAGUUAAAUGUAAAGAAUUCUAACAUUGUUAAUCGUCCAUAUACAUCCGUGAUUGUUUUCGAUAGAACAUGGCCGAGGGUCCGAUUGGACGUUUUUCAUUUUUGCAAGGUUGUAUGCCUCAUUUGAAGGAACUCAUCUCUAUAUAAAUAUAUUUUUCGAAAAGGUUCUUUUACUUAAUUUUACAUAUUGUUAUACGUUUCUUCUUUAAUCCCAUCUUUUGGUAAAAAUCGGUGCUUAUUGCUUAUGUGGAAAGCUCGACGAGGCUCUUUCAAACAGACGACGACACCAAUGUUUAGCACUAGACGUUGGUGAUUGUGUGAUACCGUUAUGUAUAUAAAUGGAUGAAUAAUUAUUAUAAUUGUAAAUAUUCAAAUGAACAAUAUGUUGUACCUGUUAACUGAUAUUCAUUGUUGUUAUAUUACAUUAAUCAUAAUAGUGACUUGAUUGUACAUGUAUAUAAAAACUACUUGAUGAAAUAAAUUAUUGACUUUA
Mya arenaria is the source of this 4157-nucleotide messenger RNA. Its product is annotated as putative ferric-chelate reductase 1. NCBI's taxonomy places the organism in Eukaryota, Metazoa, Mollusca, Bivalvia, Myida, Myidae. Gene Ontology annotation, molecular function: oxidoreductase activity, acting on metal ions. The coding region runs from base 218 to 2137 and encodes 639 amino acids. The transcript has 16 exons. The record is from RefSeq and is a predicted model, not a curated record.